Molecule: messenger RNA, 6549 nt
Organism: Symbiodinium sp. CCMP2592
Lineage: Eukaryota; Dinophyceae; Suessiales; Symbiodiniaceae
Source: the annotation of a GenBank genome assembly
AUGGGCCUGGAAGGCUUUUUGGCAGAACGUAACUUGGAUCUUGCAUCCCUCCUAGAGAGAGUACAGGCAAGGGGGGGACACAGCAAACAAGUUUACGCACGUCGCCGCUGCGGAUUUCUUGCUAUUCUAACGUGGCUAUCUGGAUACUUGGCAGGCAAUACAACUGGGAGCGCCAGACAACGUGAGCGAAGGGCUCAGCGUAUAAGGCGGCGAAGGGAGGAUUUGGAAGCGCCCAACGCUCGACCUGAGCGAGGAGAACAGCUUCUUGAAUGGUCUACUGACGAAGAGGAGGCAACUCCCCGUCAGCGUCGUGCAGCUGUCCCGAAGGAACGGGCAUUUUCACCUCCUGCGUCUGCCGCUGCUGCUCCAUCUUCAACUUCAUCUGGUGUUGCAGCCAUUCCGACGGAGCCAGCUCAUUUAGGCUUGGUUGCCGGUGUACCGGUGUACUCAUUGGAUUGGCCCGUGGAGCAUUCUUACGACCUUCGCACAUUUGCUGAACAGCUGCUGCGUAACGUCAACAUUUCCCAGUCGCAAUCGGUAAGUCUGGUAUCGCUUGAUCAGCACAAAGUGCUUGACGCCGUCGACAUUGCACAGGCUCGAUCCAUAUUCAGCCUGCUUGGGGAUUUGCACGACGCGGCAUUGCUGGUGUGUUCCUACGCUCCAGAGGGCUCUGGCAACAGGAGCAAGACAUAUAACUUUGUUCAAAGCGUGUCUCGCUAUACUGCUCAGUCUGUGAGCUUGGUCCACACCUCGGCUAAGAUAUUCGGGCCUAGGGCCAAAGCAGCCUUUUUGGACGCGUUGUUUACGGAAGCUGGGAAUAUUUUGGAUCCCCUUCCCUUAACGAUUUGGCACUUCGACGACUCAGGGGACAUUGUGCAAGCCAUUGAGCGCCUGGGUAACUCUCGCAUUCGUGCUCGACAGUGGGACGGCUCUCACUCACAGCGGUACUCCUUGCUAGAGCACAUCCGGUUCGAGCUCGGCGUAACACUCCUACCUCGCGACAUGGUUCACAAGCUUCUAAUCCAGCGAUAUUCAGCAUUGGCGAGUCGUCCACUGGAAGUGCUAGGAAUCCUUCUCCAGCAUCUGUCCAUCUACAUCAAACCAAUCAACAGCUCAACAUUGGCGCUGACCCGAUACAGCCCGGCACACUUGACGACGUUCAAGGAGCGUGUAGAAUACAUGCUGAAUGGGAUGUUGGAGUCUGAGUGGCCUAGCGAGGAGACUUUAUUUCAGUUCGCGUAUGGUCGCCUGAAACCGUAUCGUGGUCUAGCUAGGGUCAUUGAGCGAAUCAAGGAAUCACCGAAAGGUUCGCCAAAGCGAUCUUUUAGCUGGAUUUGGUCGAAGCUGACCGAGCAUCUCCACGAACUCAAAGAGGAUCAGAACGAACAGUCCAUUCGGGAGGCCCUCCUAGGCAAAACAACCAAGCCACAGGAGAAAGCCACGCCAGCAAAGCCGCCAGCAAAGGCAGGUGCUAAAGCGACAAUUCCGUGCAAGUUUUAUGCACAAGGCAAUUGCAAUCGCGGCACAGCAUGUCCAUUCUCCCACGAGGCACCCAAGGCUGGGCCGCCAAAGGCGAAGCCCACUGCAGCUAAUACUAAGGCUAAUGCCGCAGCGACAGUUGCACUUGUGUUGCCGAGUAGCGCCAAAGCACAUUCCCCCAGUAAAGCUUCCACAGUCAAGCAUGGGUGGUUUGCGCGCGCCUUUCGUGUGCUGUGUUCCUACUUCUCUUGUGUGUCACCUGAGUUGGCAUGCCCUGCAACUGUCACAUCCACUGUAACGGUUGCAGCAAACGUCAUGUCUGGAGCUCCAUACUUCCAUGAGUUCAUUGCUGAUUCAGGAGCAGGUCGAUCACUCGAGUCUCGCUCGUCGUUGAUUGAUCAGGGUAUUCCAGGGACUGAGUUCAGCCAGAAAGUGAGGGAUGAUGACAAAGUUGUUUUCUCCACAGGCAAUGGAAAGGUGACUUCUUCCAAGUCCCUUGGGUUCGAUGGUGAAACGUUUGGUUCAUGGAAAUCAUAUGUCCUAGACUCCUGUCCAAGUGUUCGGAGUAUGGGUGAGAUUGUUGAGCUUCAGGGCCUUCCGUUUGUUUGGAUACCAGGACAAAUGCCCGCCUUCCUACAACCUGGCACCGAAGUUCACUUCGAUGAAUCAUCUGCUCAUUUUGCUUGCCGACUUGAAGGGUUCGUGCCGAUCUUUCGGGAUCGUGUGCGAUUCGCACUGCCUGCAUCUCAACAUGCUUCUUCGUCUAAAGAUGUGCCCGAUGGUGAGGUUGUAGCUCCGGGUGAUACGGCAUUUGAGCCGGUCCCCGAUGAUGAUGCGCCUGCUGUUGAUGGUCCUGAGGAUGAAGAAGUUAUUCGAGACGAAUUCUCGGGUCUACUGCGGGCUUAUGUAGGCAAGCGGACUGCCGAGAAUGCUGCGCGUAAUCUUCUGCAGUUCGUCGGAGCCGCAGCCUCGGACACACCAAACGUUCUUGUGAAAACGGAUUGUGAUCGUUCUCUUACAUCAGCAAUAUCACAAGUUGGUUGGGCACAGGAGCCAUCGCUCCAGAAUCGAUGGCCUCACAACUCACAGCUUGAGCGGCACAUUCGUACUCUAGAAGAAACCACCCGAGCAUCACAUUUAGGAGCCGGGUUUCACCUUCUUCAGGGCUUAUGGCCGGUUUCGGUUGCGUACGCGGCUAAUGCUUUGAACAUCGUGAAAUGGAAAGGUGAAACAACCUUUUACGAACUGGCCACUGGUACACCUUUUGGUGGGCCUAGGCUAGCGUUAGGUCGCCUUGUGCACUACCGUGUUCACGAUGCCUCAAAACGUGAAAAGUUUGAUGCCAGUACGUUGCCAGGUGUGUUUGCCGGCUGGAAAUUGGAUGCUGCGUCUGUCUACAAAGGUGUUGUGUAUGUCUUAGACUACAACAAACUUCGGAGUAAGGCUAUCGGGUUUGAGUUUCCAGUAGCUGUGCCCUUUGAGGAAGUGUUUGUUCCGGACGAAGAAACAUUUCCGAUGCGAGUCGCCGCUGACCGCGCGCUUGCUGAAUUCAAGGAGGCGGCACUGGAUGAGAUCACAGCUCUGGAUAUUCCAUUUUCGGAGAUCACUUGUAGUCGUGAGGCAAUUCGUAAACGAAACGAAUACAUAACGCUUGACCGGGUGAUCAAGUUUGGACCUACUCCGGGCUGCGGCGCAUGUGCGUUUGAAACCAAGACGCACACACCCGUCUGCCGAGCACGGUUCAACGCCCUCGUCAAGGCGGACCGCAUCUCGAAACCAUCGAAGCCGCCCGUGCCCGUUGCUGACGAUGACAAAAGCAAGGAUGAUGGUACGGCAGUGCCGCCGGCCACAUCUGAACGUGUCGAGUUUGAAGAACUUUUCGGGGAUCAGCUUCCCGAGAAUUAUGCUCCUAAAGACACAUCACUUGGUAACAAAGAAGCUGUUUCAGAAGUGCCGGAUGACUGCCUUGAGUAUUCGCCCAGCGAAGCAGAAGAUGAAGGAUCAACUCAUGCAGCUGUCAUUUUGCAAAUCGAUGACGACUUCAAGCAAUCAAACAUCGAUCGGAAUCGUUGUCGUAGAACUAGCUUCGUCAACCAAGUCUUGUUUGAGUACCCAAGCAGUCUUGACUCACAAGUUGGUGUUGUGGCGGAGCAGUCACACAUCACAUGUGUUCGUCUCGACCGCGACCUUCUUGAUUUAUCCAGCCAAGAAGACGUCGACCAGUUGUUAGGCCAAGUUGAGGCACUACCGGGUUGUGAUGUUUGGGCAACCAUGCCUGACACACACCGUUGUGCUGCACAAGGGCCGAAGGAGAAAAAGCCUGAUGCAUCAACCAAAAGCAAGCGUGCAAAACAGCGUCACCAAGAGCAGAAGAUGCUUGAGCUCGCGCUGCCGGUUUUCCAAAAAUGCAUCGACAACUUUGGUCGCCUUUCUGUUGAAUGGCCAAAGGGUUCAGAACUUCAGAACCUCCCAAUCUGGUUGGAAUUCGAGAAAAAGAACGUGAUGAGAAGGGUUGUUUGUCAUGGAUGUAUGUUUGGGGCUUGCGGAAAGCACUAUCCUGUCAAGCUACCAUUGGUCGUUAGCACUAACUGCAUCAGAACAUUGGAAACAUUGUCGCAGUACCAGUGUGACCAAUCACACGUUCAUGAGACUGUCGUUGUGCAGACAACCUCCCACUCGUCUAAGAUGGCAAAGGCUAUCAUCGAGUCGUAUUACCCCAACAAGCUUCACACCUUCGCUCCCAAUCACUCGCAUGCAUUCGUCACACGCAAUCUUUCCAGGAAAGAAUGGACCGCGAACCCAAAAGCUGUCGAAGCUGUGAAAGCCGAAGCAGCGGGCUUACGGAACAACGAGACCUGGGACGAUAGCACCGCGCGUUUGCUAGGUGAUUUAAAGCGGGAAGCGCGUCAGACAAACAGGAAUGUCAAGAUUGCAGACAUCUUGACACUGUGCGGGGAAAAGUUCUCCGAACUGCCCGAGGAAUUUCGUAAGUUCAAGGGCAGAGUUGUCUAUCGCGGGGAUAAGAUAUACGACGAACUUGGCAACCUGGUGCAGUUCACCGACACUGCCACUAACCCUACUGCCAUCACCGCUUUGAAUGUUGCCCUGUGGUUUGCUUGCAUGCCUGGCAACACAGCUUCAUCCAGCGAUGCCAUUCAGGCUUUUCUCCAGUCAGUCCUACCUGAGGAAACUUGGGUGGCACUGCCACCCGAGUUGUGGCUGGAAGAGUGGCAUCAGCGGUUCAAGAAGGGUGAUCGGGUAGUGGUCAGACUCCGCAAAUCGCUCUACGGCCAUCCGUUGGCUGGCAAGCUUUGGGAGGAACGCCUCGCCUCCAAGCUGCGCGAAUUAGGCGGUAAGGAACUGCAAUCAUACCCGUCCAACUGGGUAUUUACCCGAAAGGGCCAAGUUCUACUGUUGUGCAUCUACGUAGAUGACCUGGUUCUAGCAGGACCGACGGGAUUGCACGAUGACUUCUGGAAGGAGUUGGGGUCGUUGGUUAAGCUUGAUCUGCCCACGUUCAUUGAGCAGCAGGGUCUUAGGAUCAUCGGUCGUCAUCAUUCAUGCGUUGUGUGUGAGCAAUUCACGCAGAUGACUUUUGCUAUGGACUCUUUUGCCAAGCAGGCCGUUGAUUUCUAUUGUGAGCUGACUCAGACUGAGCGUAAGCAACUUAAGCCUGUCCCCACCCCCAGCCUAAAUGAAGCGUCGUUUUCCGAUCAGGAUUUUGAAGAACAGGGCCACCUGCAUCAAGAUGCCGCAAAAAUCCUUAUGAAGACGCUCUGGCUAGCGCGGUUGAAUCGUCCCGAUUUGAGUUUCAUUGUAGCGCGUCUCGCUACGAAGAUAUCUCGAUGGACACGAGCAGGCGACAAACAGCUCUUCCGCCUAAUGUCUUACUUAUGUCAUACACCGUCAUUGAAUUUGGUCGGUAGAGUAGGUAAGCAGGGUGAGGUUUCUGUAGCUGUGUAUACCGACGCUGACUUCGGCGCCUGUCCGGUAUCAGCAAAGAGCACCUCCGGGGUUUUCUUGACCAUAAACACUGGCGAGUAUAGGUUCCCGAUUUUGUGGUACAGUAAGAAACAGUCCUCCGUAGCAAGGUCCACUCCUGAGGCCGAGGCCAUUUCGAUGGCCUCCGCGCUUUUCGGUGAAACUCUAAAUGUUCAAGAGACCGUUUCCUUACUACUGCAGCAAUCAAUUCCGGCAGUCUUUGAACAGGACAACGAAGCCCUGAUCAAGAUACUGAAAGCAGGGUAUUCUGCAAAGCUCCGACACAUGGGUCGGGUGCACCGGAUAAACGUGGCCUCCAUGGCUGAAGUCCUUGCAGGUGAUGAUAUCUCUUGUAGGUAUUGUCAUACUAAGGAUCAGAUCGCAAAUGGCCUUACGAAGGUAAUAGUGCCAUGCGAAUGGGGUCACAUGUUGCAGCAGUUGUGCCUCGAACAGGGUCAGCCUGAGCAUGCUCUUGUUGUCGUCAAACCGUUCAUCGCGUCAGCAGAACGUUUCGCACUACAACUACCUCAACGCGUUUCCAAGCAAGAUCUUGUGCAGUUGUUGUCCUACCUACCGUAUGGUAAUGCUGAUCGUGCAGACGACAAGUCCCGUGCACAUGCAUUUACUGUAGGGGCCUUUUCACGCGGCACUCGCCUUGCGGGUGUAAGAUCAUUCACGCGCCAGUUCCCUCACACGUGUCGGGCACUGUGCAGAUACAUUUGUUCUAUUAGUCCAUGCCACACGUUUACCACCGUCACACUGUCUCAGGGCGUGCGAGCCCCAAUGCACCGUGAUUCGUGGAAUCGGCCAGGAUCUGUCAACCUGCUGUGCACCCUUACGCCUAACUCCGGUUCGGUUUGGUUGCAUGAUGCUCAGGGUGGUGACCUAGAUCCUUUGGGUUGGGGCCUAAAGGGCAUGUAUCUUACCAAUCCCUGCGUCUUUGAUCCGCGGAAAUGGCAUUGCACUACUCCUUGCCAAUCUGCCAAGCAGGAUAUGCGCGUUGUUGUAGUCGCAUUCACCGUUCGAGACCCAGAUGUGCUGUCCAGUGCAGAUGCGCAGUAUCUGCGUGAGCUUGGGUUUCACUUCUGA